This is a messenger RNA of Filobasidium floriforme, 708 nucleotides long. RefSeq lists its product as uncharacterized. The transcript has a single exon. NCBI's taxonomy places the organism in Eukaryota, Fungi, Basidiomycota, Tremellomycetes, Filobasidiales, Filobasidiaceae. Bases 1 to 708 code for a protein of 235 amino acids. The record is from RefSeq and is a predicted model, not a curated record.
AUGUCCCCCGCGCCUUCUAUCACCGACCUAACUGCAGCUCUUCCGAAUCUAGAGAUCAGUACCCAAGAAUCGUCAAAGUACAUCCUCUUGGAUCCUACCGAUAAUGCUGACGACACCAUGGAGGUUGGAACCUUUGACGACAUCUCCAGCUUUGUUGAGGAAAAGACUCCGUUGGCCACCUCUGAUGACCAGAAUCACUGGCAGACUGAACACCGGCAGAAACUCAAAGCAGCAUUCGAGGACUGCUGGAAGGCUCUAGACGCCUGCGAAUCUCCGGGAAGAGGAACCACCAAGCUCGAACUGCAAAACCACAUGCUAGUCACUGACUGGACCGAACCUCUGCCCCUCGAAGCAGCGCCAGUGGACAACCCUGAUUCGAAGAUAUACCAGGCCGUCAACGCGUACAAAGUCCUUCAUGAUCAACUCGAAUCUUUGGCUACAUGUGUCAGCGUGCCCUGGAAGCCUUCCACAUGCGCGGGAGCUCCAUCGCUCCAGGUAUCCGUUGACACCAUGAAGCAGAAACAUGCGUUUUGGUUCCUCCUGAGACGCAUGAUCUUCAAACGUCUGAUCAAGGCUAACGAGCGUCUGGGUCCUUUCAAUCUUGCUUUGGAGGAUUAUCAAGCCGAAUGGAGCGAUGUCCUUCCCCUCGAUGACGUCCCUCCCCUGGAAGACGACAACGACGCGGCCUCGGAGCCAGAUUCCCCAUGA